UUAUUUAUAAUUAUUAUGCUUCGGUUUCCUGAGGACGGAUUUUCUGAAGAUAAUAAAGGAUCUCCGCACAUCGAUAAUCAUCAACAAAAAGAAAUUUUUAGCAAAUCUCUUUACCACUCACCAAUAUCUUCCGAUUUUUGUCCUGAAAAACUUAAAAAUAAUGGUUUACAAAAGGAUGGUGUUCCUAUUCAUUCAUCAUAUGCAACACACAUUAUUAAGUCCAGUUCACCAACUUCCAGCGUGGGAGAAUCAAUAUUUGUUCCAGACUUUAAUAGUCAAAUACCAACAUCUAAUGGUCAACAAAUACAUACAAUGACGCCAAGUACUGAUAUCAACUUUUACAGCUUUCCCGAAUUUAUAUCUGACCAAGAAAAGAAUAUACUGUCAGAUUCUGAGAAGAUUCUUCGUUCAAAAGAGAAUGAUAUAUAUAAUAACGAAUAUAAUCACAUACAUGAUGUAUUUGCCAUUCGCAAAUAUUAUCAUCCCUUAUUCGCUCAUGGAAUAUGUAGAUGGCCUGGUUGUGAAGUUGAUUUGGAAGAUAUUGCCUCUUUUGUAAAGUAA
Messenger RNA from Drosophila arizonae, 561 nucleotides. RefSeq names its product forkhead box transcription factor P (gene FoxP). NCBI's taxonomy places the organism in Eukaryota, Metazoa, Arthropoda, Insecta, Diptera, Drosophilidae. Gene Ontology annotation, biological process: regulation of transcription by RNA polymerase II. Gene Ontology annotation, molecular function: RNA polymerase II cis-regulatory region sequence-specific DNA binding; DNA-binding transcription factor activity, RNA polymerase II-specific. Gene Ontology annotation, cellular component: nucleus. The record is from RefSeq and is a predicted model, not a curated record.